UUAAGCUGUGAGUGUAGAAUAUUAGACAAGAUUUGGAAAUGGAGAUUCAAAUGAGUGAAGGUUUUUGGGUGGCAGUGGUACUGAUGCCAUUAGCAGCCUUGUUGUGGUGGUGGAAUGACUGUUGGUAUGCUCUUCCCUACCGCCGCCCUCACCUUCCUCCUGGCUACAUGGGGAUCCCCUUUCUCGGUGAGAUGCUCCCGUUUCUCUACUACUUCAAGCUUCUCCGCCUCCCUGAUGACUUCAUCAAUGCUAAACGGACCAAGUUCGGUGAUGGAGUUGGAAUGUAUCGGACACACCUCUUUGGUUCACCAAUGAUCAUCGCUUGCACCCCUUCCGCCAACAAGUUCGUGUUGCAGUCAGAGUCGAGCUUUGCGGUCAAGUGGACCAACGAGGAGCUUGUUGGAUCGACAUCUCUUGUAGCCGUGGAAGGCGACCCCCACACAAGGGUGAGGGGCCUUGUUAUAAAUGCUAUCAAUAAUCCCAAUGCGCUGCGUGAGAUCACUCUCAUGGUGCAGCCUCGCAUCACGGCUUCCCUCAAAUCAUGGUCACAAAGAGGUCGAGUCACGGUCUAUAAGGAAGCCAAGAAGCAGAUUGUAUUUGCAAACACUGCCAAGUAUUUUGCAAGCUUCGAGGAAGACCGUGUCUUGGACACCCUCGAUGAUCUAUUCACGGGUCUUCUUGGUGGGCUUAGAGCUUAUCCUCUCAAUUUCCCAGGAACUGCUUUCCACCAUGCACGCAAGUGUCGUAGGAAAGCAGAGGCCAUUUUCAGACAGGAGUUGGAAACAAGGAAGACGUCUGAAGCCUCGGUGCCCAAAAAUGAUCUGAUGGAGUCACUGAUGAAUAUGAAGGACCAAGAUAAGCAACUAAGUGACACUGAGGUUGUUGAUAACAUUGUGAGCCUUGUUGUAGCAGGAUACGUAUCAACUUCGCUCGCUGUCAUGUGGGCUUUAUAUUAUCUGGCCAAGUACCCUCAAGUUCUGCAAAAGCUUCGCGAAGAGCACAUGCCAAUUAGCAAGAAACUAAAGGGAGAUUUCAUUACAUAUGAAGAGACAGUAUCAUGCAAGUACACUGCUAAGGUGGUGGAAGAAGUGAUUAGAAUGGCCAACAUUGCAGCGUUUAUCUUCCGGACUGCUAAGAAAGACGUUGACUACAGAGGAUAUAGGAUCCCGAAAGGAUGGAAAGUGGUGUGCUGGCUUCGUUACCUUCACACCAAUCCAGAACACUUCGAGGAUCCGAUGUGCUUCAACCCGGAUAGAUGGAAUGAGGCACCAAAGGCGGGGUCGUAUUUAGUGUUCGGAGGGGGGCCAAGAAUCUGCGCGGGCAACAUGUUUGCGCGAUUGCAACUCACCAUUAUAAUUCAUCAUCUGGUUGUUGGGUACAGAUGGAGACUGAUUAAUCCUAAUGUGGGAAUGUCAUAUCUUCCUCAUCCCAAACCAGAAGAUGAAGUUGAAAUAGAUAUCUCUCAAAUUUGACUAUAAAAAACUCUUGCUUGCUUCCAAGCAUCUCUCAUUAUCUUGUAUCAUGAUAAUUAAUACUAUGUGUUAAGGAAGCACGAGUCACUUAA
This is a messenger RNA of Salvia hispanica, 1564 nucleotides long. The record is from RefSeq and is a predicted model, not a curated record. NCBI's taxonomy places the organism in Eukaryota, Viridiplantae, Streptophyta, Magnoliopsida, Lamiales, Lamiaceae.